AUGAACUCUAGUACUGCAUCAAAUUAUGUAUCCAAUGGUAUGCCAAAUGAUUUACUAGAAGCGCUUGAUUUACCUUAUUUGGUUAUACUACAAUUGUCUCUGCCACUGCCCAUCGUAGCAAAUGUAUCAAUACAGGUGGUACCCAUGUUGAAAAAUCUUCCAAAUUCAGUAGAAAUAAUGGUUCAUCCAAAAUCCAAUCAUCAAGUGGUUUUCACAACUAAAUCGUUUCCAUCUCUUUCUUCUUUGAUUGUUACAUCUCAAGGUGGAGAUAGUGCAAUGGAAGUCAUUGUCAAUUGUUCAACAUUACUUACAUUACGAGUUUCAUCAGUCUUUAAUUUGAAUUUAAACAUUUUAAAUCCAGACCUCCUAGAGACUAUAUACAUCUAUGGAGCACUUGUUACCUUUCCAACCAUGAUGAAUGACUAUAACAAACUUUUAUCAUUAACCAUUGCUAACAAUUCGCUGUCAAGUUAUCCAUUUACAGUUUUUCCUCAAAAGUUAAUGGUUUUGCAAAUAACAAGUUCAGGUAUGAGUGCCAUUCCAAACCUACAGCUCCCAUCUACUCUGACAUUUUUUGUAUUUGAUAAUGUCAGUCCAGGUAUACAUAUUGAUCUUUCAAACAACGUUAAUCUUCAUCUUGGAGAUGUACCAGAGUCAUUUUGUCAAGCCAGAAGCCUCACUCUUACUGACAUUCAGUACACCUCAUUCCCCGAUUGCAUAUACUGCUAUUAUAUGGAACCUUUUCUCAAACUCCCAUUCUCAGCUCCUCCCCAAAACUUUGUUUGUAACAUUGAGUUUGAUAGUAUGGCCCUUUAUUCUAAUCUUGGACGUGUGACUAUAACAGGUAAAAAGAUAGGAUAUGGUAAUGCACCUGGAGGAUUGGCACCUGUUCCAAAUCAAAAAGUUAGUUUCUCCGUUGUACCUCAAAAUGGACCAUCAAGAGACGUCAACAUUCUUUUAUCGAUUCCUAUGGGUUAUAAUAGAGACUUUUCCGUUAUUGAGGCUGGUGUUUCUCUUAUUGGUGGACGUGUAAUAACAAAAUUGUCUGGGAUUGACCAACUUGUGGUUUAUAUCGAUCGAAUCAACACCUACCUUUCUCAUAAUAUAACAUUGACUGAAUCAAAUAUUACCUGUGCCAAUCCAAUUCAAUCAGCAUCAACUAUUAUUUGUGAUGUUCCUAAAGGUUAUCCACUUGCAAAUGCAGUCAAUUAUACCUCGACAACCAAAGCAUUGGAAUUAUCAGGAUAUUUUGGUAGUACUGCAACAACAGGGACAGUAACAGUUGCAAAUACUAUAAACUGUGUGAUUCAAAAAAUGAACUUCACACAAAUCACUUGUAUUCUCGACUCUUCACCUCAACCUGGUCCAAAUACACUUUAUAUAAAGGUUGAUGAAUCUGAAUUUAUUUCAUCAAGUUUAUUCUAUAUCCAACCAAAUAAUAAUAACAAUGGUUCAACAACAACUGGUUCCACUACAACUGCUACUACUACUACUACAGGAGGAAAUAAUGGAGAAUCAAAUCAACAAAAAUGUGAAAGAUUAACACACAAUUGUUAUGGUCAUGGUAAUUGUGAUGGAAAUGGCCAAUGCCAAUGUAAUCCAAAUUAUAAUCAAAUUGAUAAUUGUUUAACAAAAUUUACAAAUACAACAAUUCAACCAAAUACAACAAAUCCAACAGUAUCAUUUGAUAUUGAUGGAAUUGAUUUCCAAUUUGAUAUUUAUUCAAUUCAAGAAUUAGAUUAUGAUGGUUCAAUAAUUAAAGAAUUGACAUUGAUUAAGCAAUCUUGGAAUGUUUCAGUAACGACCGAUAAUAUUACAACACUUGUCAAUUAUAAAUUGAAUACCUACAAUUCAACCAUUUCUACAGAGAUUUAUCCCAAUUUGCAAGUAUCAAGUAACAUAUCAUUCUCAUCGAUCACAAGAAAUGUUACAUUUGGCGACAUGGAAUUGAUUCUUUUACCCAAUUCAAUCAAGGUUGGAUUCACCAUUUCAUAUUGGCCAUUUGCAUCCAAUUUGGCAACACUCAGAGCUGUAUUCAAAUCUACCAUCAAUAAUGAUCAAUCGGUGACAUUUGAUUGUGAGAAACAAUCAAUUGACAGUUUUACCAAGGAUCAAUUGUCAGAAUCGAUUCAAUAUCUCCGUGUUGUCAAAGACAACAUUCAAUUUAGUGGUAGAUUCAUUGAUUUUGUAUUGUCUAAUGGUAGAAAGACCUAUUCAAAAACAGAAUUAAUGUCAAUAACCCCAGUUGAUGAUGACAAUUCAGAUGAAUCAAUUGCAUUGAUUGGAAUCAAUCUACCUCAAUGUUCUCAAUGCCAACUCGAUCCAGACUUUACACCCCUGUUGAUUGAUAAAGAGUUUGAUAAUAGUGAUUGUGAAAAGUCAAACAAUUGGAGAAUUAUCGUUGGUUGCGUGGUUGGUGGUAUUGGUUUAAUUGCCGCUGCGAUUGCAACAUUCAUGGUCAUUAAAAAGAACAAGAAAAAAAACAGUUUUAACAGAAAUAUGAAAAACAAACUACAAAAAGCAAAUGAUGAUUUAUAA
Messenger RNA from Cavenderia fasciculata, 2538 nucleotides. RefSeq names its product EGF-like domain-containing protein. Bases 1 to 2538 code for a protein of 845 amino acids. The record is from RefSeq and is a predicted model, not a curated record. The transcript has 9 exons. NCBI's taxonomy places the organism in Eukaryota, Evosea, Eumycetozoa, Acytosteliales, Cavenderiaceae.